This is a messenger RNA of Sitophilus oryzae (rice weevil), 3269 nucleotides long. RefSeq names its product beta-1,4-N-acetylgalactosaminyltransferase bre-4. The transcript has 7 exons. Gene Ontology annotation, molecular function: N-acetyl-beta-glucosaminyl-derivative 4-beta-N-acetylgalactosaminyltransferase activity. NCBI's taxonomy places the organism in Eukaryota, Metazoa, Arthropoda, Insecta, Coleoptera, Curculionidae. Gene Ontology annotation, biological process: glycosphingolipid biosynthetic process; carbohydrate metabolic process. The record is from RefSeq and is a predicted model, not a curated record. Bases 289 to 1569 code for a protein of 426 amino acids.
AGUUUUAAUCAUCCGCCCAUGAUGCUAACAUGGUUUACCAAGCGCGCCAGUGUUUAAAAAGUGUCUUGGUACAUUGUGGUAAAUUAGUGUUUUAUUUUCUUGCUACAAACAGAAGUAAAAUUUUACUAUCUCAUAGAUCUAAAAUAAUUUCUCCAACUUGUUAAAGUAAAUAUCAAUAUUUAUUGAUAAUAAUUUUAUUAUUAUUUUUACGUUUUAAUUCAGGUUAAUGCUAGAUCGCAGUGAGCCUAGCCGCAAAUAUGACAUUUCAAAAUCUCACGUGAGAGGGACAUGUCCCUCUGUGCGGCUCACGGAACCCCCUACAAGGGGCUAUUUGUCCUAAUUUUAGUUUUCGUCGCACUAGAGUACUUUUUCAAUUCAAUAUCGGAUACCAAAGAUGCAGUUUUCAACACUACCAGUACCAGACCGUCAUCUUACUACGAUAAAUCGGCUAUCAACUACGGCCCUCUUCUGAAAACGCUUCUGUUCAAAAACCAUCCGAAAAACUCAACCAAUAACUCUUCUUUAUCUCGCCACCCUGUUCCCUCGAGAAUUUAUUACAAAUCUGCCAAAUUCCUGCUUAACAUCUCCAACUUUGAAUAUAUCGUUACCAUACCUCCAUUUUUAACGGAAAAUAUUACGUCGACUUACGGGGUAAUAAGCUCGCAGACUGGUUCUGUGGUCAGUUCUUACGAAAGUCAAAAAAAUGAAAAUGUUUCCGCUAGUUUGGAGGAGAAACUUCCUAGCAGUACCGAAAUGCCUUUGUGUCCGGAUAUAUCACAGACUUUAUAUGGUAGGGUUCAAAUAGUUCGAUAUCCCGUUCCGUCAGUCCAAAGUCUGGAAGAAAGAUUUUCCUGGCUUAGACCGGGGGGACAUUGGUCACCGCCGAAAUGCUCUGCGGAGAAAAAAGUCGCCAUCGUCAUACCGUUCAGGUGCAGAGGAGAACACCUGUUGUUAUUUUUGCAGCAUAUGCACCCUUUUCUCAAGAAACAACAGCUGGACUACACGAUUUUCGUAGUCGAGCAAGAAGGAGAUGGACCAUUUAACAGGGCCAUGCUAAUGAACGUUGGAUACGUCGAAGCAUUGAAGCAAAACGACUUCGACUGUUUCAUAUUCCAUGAUAUCGACCUUUUGCCUGAAGACGACAGAAAUAUUUAUUCUUGUCCCCAACAGCCCAGACACAUGAGCGUAGCCGUCGAUAUAUUUAAAUACAAGUUGCCAUACCCAGCAAUUUUUGGUGGAGUUUCUGCCAUAAGUACCGAACAUUUUAAGCUGCUUAAUGGGUUCUCCAACUCCUUCUGGGGUUGGGGUGGUGAAGAUGACGAUAUGUCCAACAGAAUCAGGCACCACCAUCUCUACAUCUCCAGAUAUCCCAUUACCAUCGCAAGAUAUACCAUGCUGACCCAUACGAAAGAUAAACCGAAUCCGAAUAGAUACGACAUUUUGAGAAAAGGCCAAAAAAUGUUUGACAAAGACGGUUUAAACAAUUUAUCCUACGAACUGGUAAGGAAAAAACAGAAGUUACUCUACACAUGGAUAUUAGUAAAAUUAAAUCAUCCAAAGAAGAGCUAAUAGUGGGGUAAUUAAUGUAGAAAAAAAAUCGGCGCACAACUUAGUGAACCCAAUGUGAGAUUUUUUACACAAAAUUUAUAAUUAGCUAAUUUAAAUUUACUAACAAAUUAUUAAUUAAUUUUUCCUAUUAAUUUGUAUUAAAAGUUACAGGGUCUUAAGUAAGAUAGAGUUAUGUUUACUUGGUUCGAUUUUUUGUCCUUUUGUUAUUUGUUUAUAAACGAAAAAUGAAGUUUAAAAAGGAAAAUGUUACGUUUAUAAAAAUAUAUUUCGUUGUGAUUUCAUUAUUCUAGAUGUCUUGUUGUCGUGUUAUUUGUUGCUCAUUGUCCAUUAGGUAUUGAAAAAUAAAUUUGAUAAGAGACAAAAAUAAAAAAAAAUGUCGAAAUGAUUAUUAAAGAAACGAAAAGAACACCUAUUUUAAUAGCAUAAAUAUAGAUUAUUGCUACAAUUUAUUGUAAAUAUAGAUCAGUAGCUGGUAGGUGCCAAAAAAAUUUUUUUUUACUUUAAAUGUUGUUUGUAUAACUAACUUAAAUAUAUUAUCUAUGUGCUUUUCAAUUUUGAGGCUUAAAAUAACAUUUCUACAAUAGUAUCAGAAAAUUAUAAAUGCUUUUGUGUUAAUAUCACCUUAAAAUAUCUAUUAGUUAACACAAACUAUAAAAGUUUCUUAAAAAUACGCUUAGCUAUCAAAUAUAUAGGGUGUUCUUUGUAUAUAAAUGCAAAGUAUUUUAACGACUUGCAUAUUUGAUUUCGAAAAACAAAAAUGCAAGUUAUAGUAAUUGAUACAGUAAAAAGGGUUGCAUUUUUAUAGUGAACACCUUGUAUGUAAAUAAAGACUAUAUCAUAUCCGUUCCGGUUGAAGCUAAUAUAGUGAUAUGGGUAAACAAGUGAGUUCUGAUUUAUUCCAACCAACACAGAUAUUUUGAUUUGUAUCAAUAGUAUUUCAGAAAUAAAAAUUUUCAUCUUACUUUAUCACAAAUAUUUUCAAAUUCAAAUAAAUAUGUCUACGACUAAUAGAUAAUCACUGUGAUGGCUUCAAUUUAAACUCGUUGUGAAUUAUAUUAUUUUCAUAGAUUUUAUAUGUGAAAUAUGCUACAAUUUAUUAGCAGAAUUUGUUUUAUGUUGGCUGUGACAAAAUACGUUAAAUAAUAGGCUUAAGGAAAGCAAACUAAAAAUGGUGAGUCGAGAGUUGCAUAAAAUAAAUGUAAGCCCAAUUUUAAAUGGCAAAAACUAAUAUAUGAUUGCUGAGAAUUUAAUCAUCUAUUAGAGAAAAUAAACGAAAUAACAUGAUUACUCUUUAUCAUAACAUAUUUGUGUUGGAUAAACUUUUUAUUACAAAAAGUAUGAACAUAAUUUAAUCACAUUUAGUUUGUUUUAAAUACAAAUAAAUCUUUAAAAUCUUCUUUUGUUAUCCACAGUUUAAGGUUAUGAAGUAUGUAUUUUACUUCAUGAAGCGAUUAAAUAAAUGGCAAUUUGCCAUAUUUUUCUAUAGAUCACGCUGUAUAAUUAUCACAAAUUUAGAAAUGGAGGUGCAACUCUUGACUCAUACUGUAUAUUUUUUCGCCACAAUGCCACUAUUCUAGACAUUAUAAUUGCCAUUAUAUAGCUUCUGAAAUUUUAAGAUUUUUAAAGUUACCACAAUUUAAACAAUUCCAGAAAUGUGAUAUUCCUCGUAACGUUUGAAAUAAAAUGAGAUUUUUUAUUAU